This is a messenger RNA of Zerene cesonia (dogface butterfly), 3483 nucleotides long. Its product is annotated as MATH and LRR domain-containing protein PFE0570w-like. Lineage: Eukaryota; Metazoa; Arthropoda; Insecta; Lepidoptera; Pieridae. The transcript is spliced from 4 exons. Bases 542 to 3250 code for a protein of 902 amino acids. The record is from RefSeq and is a predicted model, not a curated record.
GAUAAAUUUUCUUAACACUUAUGGAAAACGUGUUUACGUUUCUGAAGUGUCUGUUUCACAUCUAAAAAGCUGUCGAUUUUGUUUUGUGCGGAAAUCUUGCAUUGGUGCCCACCCCACACAUUCAUAUCAAAUGCACUGUUGAUUGUUUAAACAUGCGUGUUCGUUAUUCGUCUCGCUUUUUGCAUCAAGAAUUUUUUUCUGUAAUCCCUAGUUGUAAACUCGUUUUACUGUCGAUAUUUGAAUAGGCUAAUAGAAUCUCAGUGUCUUGUAUGGGCAUUGGACUGAAUGGUUUACAUGGCAUUGACAGCUGUCAAUUGUCAUAGAAUAAAAAGUAUGUCUAUGGUACAAUGAAUUCCGUUACGUCGGAGUUUGAAUGAAAAUAGCAUCAGAAUAGACGCUCUUGUUUUGAAAGUGUUUAAAAUAAAUAUGUUGAUGCACUUGCAUUACUUUUAGUUAUGUGUGAACAGUUUAUUUUUUAAAUAGUGACCUAGAUUUACUGUGACUUGUGCUUAAUAAGCUGACUUACUAUUGACCUCUAAAAAUGUCCGACAGCGAAGAUGAUAUAUUACCAAACAAUGUUAUUACAUUUCAGAAUGAAAACACAACAAUUAGCGCGCAAGGGCCUGGUAUAAAUAAAAGUAAUAUGACGGGAUUCAGUUUUCGAAGUAACGUAUUAACUUCGACGUUAAAUAUGGGCGGGAAUACUCACCGCCACCGUUUUGGUAAUCCACAAUAUGAUCAACGAAGUAUGUAUCAUGGAAGAGAAACUUCACCAAUGUCAAUGAGAAGUGAUUUUGGACCUCGUAAUUUUCAGAACUCUUACUAUUCAAGGGCUAUGAGCUCACAAAGAUCUCUUAUUAAUGGCAGAAGUGGAUCGCCUCUUUCUGUCAGAAGUAUAGAUACAACUGCUAGUGUAAGUGCUAUGGAUAUUGCAAAUGCUUUUAAAUACAUGAAAUUUAAUAAUCAUGAAUUAAGAAUUAUAAAAGAUGCUUACCAAAAAUUAAUGAGAAACAAAGUAAGGAAAAGAAUUGAAAAACGAAGAAAUUUAAAGAUUUUUCUGAGAGGUAUAAGAAGAAAAUCUGGAUAUGAUUCUGGAGAACAGGGAAGUGAUUCAUCACUUAGCAGUGAUGAUUGUAGAUCUGUUAAAACUACUAUAUCUUACCAAAAUGCAUUUCCAAGAAAACAAUUAAAUAAAAUUGAUGAGUCUUUGCUACGGAGAUCAAUAAAAGAAACUGACAUAUAUAAUGAUUGUACAGAUAUUAUAAAACAAAACACAUUGAGGAAUGUCAUUCCUGUUCCUCCAAAAUCUUUAAAUAAGCAGUCAAGUCACAUAGACAAUUCUAAAGAUAUCCCAAAAGAGUCCGAUAAUCUAAAUGGAACUAUGACACUCAAAGAUAGAUUUACAAAAGGAUUUCUUUUACCUUCUCAGAGAUUUAAUAAAUCAAAACUAAAUGUUCCAAUAGAUAAAUCAAAGAAUGAUAGUAUUGUGUCAAAAACAACAGAACAAAUUGCUAACAAACAAAUACAAAAUAUAAAUACACAAUCUCAUAGUGAUGAGGACCACAUUUUUCCUGAAAAAGCUAUCAGAGGGAAUGGAAAUUUAAAUUUAGAUCUGCAAAGGAAAAGAUUACUUGAUGAGGAAGACAGUAUUUCUGAGAGAAAAAGGAGCAAAAUAGAUAAGGAUUUUGUACAAUGUGGAAAAAGAAAUGAAGAAAGUCAUUCUGAUUUUGAUGAUAAUGACUUUAUGUUUAAGAAACCAUCUAUGCCUGUCCGUAAAUCAAACAAGACCCAAAAGCAUAAUGAUAAUGAAGUAGUAAUUUCUAAAUCAUCACAAUCACUUACUCAGAACUUUAAUCAUCUUUCUGAUAACCAUCCACAAAAUUUACAAGAUUUAGAUACAGAAAAUAACAACCAAACCGUAAUUUCUCAAAAUGGCAGUGAUAUUUCAAUGAAACCCAGUUUUAUAAAACGGAAACUAUUCACACAAAAAUUAGAUCUCCUUGAAAAUAAAAAUCUCAACAAUGAUAAUUUAGCUGCACCGAGUCCUCAAACAAAAUCAAAUGUAUGUAAAGAGAAGAAUAAGACCAGGAAAUUAGUAACAUCCCAGUCAUGUCUGAGUAGAGAUGUGGUUGAUGAUGAGAACAAUGUUUUGGAUCUGAUACACAAAAUUAUACCGGCGGAACAAAUGAAUUUGACUACGGCAAGUAAUAAGAGGACAAACAAAAGUAACAAAGUACCUGAUGAUAAUUGGGAUGUGGCUUCCAUAGUGUCCCAAUGUAACAGUGCUGAUGGUAGUGAUACCUAUACAGAUGAAGAAAUAUUUAAUCUGCAUAAUACAGUGAAGAAAAAAGGUGAUAAUGAGAAAAAAGAAAAGAUUAAAGCUACUAAAACUGGAACCAAAGAAUGCAAGGUUGUUCUGCAAAAUGUCAUGAAAUCUAAUGCAUUUAGUAAAGAUAGUAUAAAAUCAUCCGUCUCAUCAUCUAUUAAUAUAACAACUAUAAAUAAAGGGGCAGUGUCAAAUUCAGUUAAAUCAUUUUGGGAUACUGAUUUGGAGAGUGAUAUAGAAGGUCACAGUGCACCAGCCUGGAAACAAAAAACUACUGUGAAUCAAGUGAAAGAACCAUUGAAGGAUACACCUAAUGUAACUAUCUUGCAACCCGAAAAGAAAAAAGCUAAGGUUAGCAUGUUAACAGUGAGAGGAUUAAAGAAUAAAAUAAACAAUAAAACAACUCAAAGUGAGGUAAAAAAGCCUUCAACUAGCCCACAAAAAACUGAGGUAUGUAAAGAACUGGAUACUGUCAAAACUAAGGCUGCGUCAAACAAAAAGCCACAGAAACAAACAAAAAAAGCUGCCACAAAUCCCAAUGAGAGUGUUCUUAACACAAGAUCUACACGUAACUCUAAGAAGAUUCUAGAUUGUUCUUGUUGUGAUAACACAUCAAAUGACAGUCAUACCCAAACAAAUAAAACGAAACAAGCAAAUACAUCUAAAACAACAAAGAUUGUCAAAGCAAAAGGAAACAACAAAACCACUCCAAAGGAAACUAAAUAUGCGCCAAAAACAACUGUGAAAACAAGAAAAUGCAAAGACUUGCAAUCAAUCUUAAAUAAUACACAGGAAUCAGACAGUAGUAUCAACAUUUCAAGCAGAAGUUUAAGAUCAAUGAAAAGGCUAGAAAACUCGAAAGAAAAUAUUGAACCAAAAAGAAAAACGAGAAGUUGGUGUAAAAACACAUCUGUGUGUUUAUAGAAAUAUUCAAUGACUAAAAUGGUGUAAAUUUGUGACAUAUAUUUAUGUGCUUGAUUUUUAUAGAUUCACAGGCAGGACCAAAAUAGAGUUUAUUAUUUUAUUAUAUUAGUUUUCACAUGAACUUUGGAUAUUUCCAGUGAAAUUCCUAAUAAAUGGAAAUACUAUAUGUACAGAUUGUGUAGGUACAUUUAAUUUGUUAUAUGUACAACUUAAAAUGUUUAAAAUUAUGUAUU